Messenger RNA from Argentina anserina (silverweed cinquefoil), 2254 nucleotides. Its product is annotated as probable inactive DNA (cytosine-5)-methyltransferase DRM3. The transcript has 10 exons. The coding region runs from base 93 to 2180 and encodes 695 amino acids. The record is from RefSeq and is a predicted model, not a curated record. Lineage: Eukaryota; Viridiplantae; Streptophyta; Magnoliopsida; Rosales; Rosaceae. Gene Ontology annotation, cellular component: nucleus.
ACUCCACAGCCCUCUCUGAGCUGCGCUCGAAAACCGAGGUGGCGCAGCGGCCCCCGCUCUCAACUCAAUUCACGAAGGCAGGGUCAUCAAAUAUGGCCAACAGCUCUAGCAAUCAUCGAUAUGAACAUGAAAUUGUGCCCAAAGAAGAGAUCUUGGAGUUUGCGUUGCCUUCUGAUCAUGCUUUCCCAACUCAUUUUGGGGUUGGGAACAAUGAUGCAAGUUCCUCCGGGAGCAAUAUGAGAGCAAAUAUGAUUGGAAUGGGAUUUUCGCCGUCCCUCGUGGAUAGAGUGAUUGGAGAAAAGGGUGAAGAGGACGCUGAACUGAUAUUGGAGACACUUUUGUCGUAUCAAGAUUCGCGAAAAUCAGAUUCUGGGUCAUCGGAUUCGCUGGAUAGCUUAUUUGGCGACAAAGAUGCAAGCACUCCUCUGGAGGUUUCUAGUUUUAUUCAACCAAAAGAGGAGCCUGAUUCACUGGAUGGAGCAGCUGAUGGAAAAAAGGCAUCCUUACUUACGAUGAAUUUUUGUAGAGAUGAAGUUGAGUUUGCAAUGAACAGACUUGGUGAAGAUGCUCCAAUCAAUGACUUGGUGGAUUUUAUCCUUGCUACUCAGAUAUCUGCGAAACUUGAAAAUGAAGUAGAUACAGUCCAUGGUGAUGAAAAUAAAGAGGAUGCUAAUGAUGAAAAUUUGUAUGGAAUCAUGGAGAAAUCAGUUCGUUUGCUCGAAAUGGGUUUCUCUGAGAACCAAGUUUCUAUUGCAAUUGAAAAGUUUGGUUCAGGAGCUCAACUUACAGAUCUUGCAGAAUCCAUUGUUACAGGACAAAUUUAUAAUAAUUGUCCUGAAGAAAAAAUUAAGUGUUCUACAUCCCAUUCAGAUCAUUCACACAAUGUGCCCAGAUUUUUAGGAGCGGCAUCAUAUGGUUCAGUAAAACUUGAAAAUGAGGAAUUGUAUCCAGAUACAACUUUUCGAUCAAGGGAUCAUGACUUGGCAGAAAAUCACCUAGGGAAGCGACCUAAGGAAGAGAUCAUUGAUGAUUCAAAUUCUGUUCCUCAGUUCAGGGUAUCCAGGCCUAUAGAUUUUGGGGAUAAACGUAAAGGGAAAAGGCCAAAACGAGAUUAUGUUGAUGAUUUAAGUUCCGCAUGGUUCGAAGAAAAAGUAGACCCUGAGAUUUGCAAAGUUGGAAAUCCUGAACUUAGGAGUGUGAAUGCAAUGGCUACUAAAGCCCCAUAUUUUCUCUAUGGAAAUGUUUUAAAUCUACCAUAUGAUUCCUGGUCUAAAGUUUCUCAAUUCUUGCACGACCAUCAACCUGAAUAUGUCAAUAAUCAGUUCUUCUCAGCCUUGAAUAGAAAGGAAGGAUAUGUACACAAUCUGCCAACUGAGAACAGGUUUCGCAUUCUUGAAGAGCCACCUAUGACCAUUCAGGAUGCAAUACCAUAUGCAAAGAAUUUGUGGCCUUCGUGGGAUACAAGGAAGCAAUUGACCUGCGUCAGUUCUGAAACCAGGGGCAUAUCCCAGCUGUGUGAUAGGCUUGGAAGAAUGGUUUCUGAUUGUCGUGGAGUGCUCACAUCUGAAAAGCAGAGAGAAAUUCUUCAUCAUAGCAACUCAUUAAAUCUUGUAUGGGUUGGCCGCAACAGGUUGGGUCCUUUACAGCCUGAGUACUUAGAAAAAAUCUUAGGCUAUCCAUUGAAUCACACGAAAGUUGGUGAGAGUGAUUUAAUGGACAGGCUUGUAUCCCUCAAGUAUUGCUUUCAAACGGACACGUUGGCCUAUCAUCUAUCUGUUUUAAAACCUUUGUACCCAGAGGGAUUGACAAUGUUUUCCAUUUUUAGUGGAAUAGGUGGAGCAGAAAUAGCUUUACACAAGCUUGGGAUCCCUUUGAAAGGUGUUGUCUCUGUAGAGACUUGUGCAACGAAGAGAAGGAUUCUUAGGAGGUGGUGGGAAACCACAGGCCAAAGUGGGCAGCUAGAGCAGAUUGAUGACAUCCAGAAGUUAUCAAGCAACAAGCUGGAAAGUCUGAUGAGAAGGUUUGGUGGUUUUGAUUUCCUGAUUUGUCAGAAUCCAUGUAGUUCUUCAGUUUCUAAGAUUCCGGCGCAAAGCGACAGUGAUCCAGGCUUUGACUUCUCAUUGUUUUAUGAGUUUGUUCGUGUCUAUCAACGUGUAAAAAGUAUGAUGGAUAGGAGCUGACAUUGUUUUUUUUUUUUGAAUCCCUUGUAGUGCUUCUGUAGAACAUUAUUUGUUUUUUGAAAUAAUAUCAACAU